Messenger RNA from Porites lobata, 4505 nucleotides. Lineage: Eukaryota; Metazoa; Cnidaria; Anthozoa; Scleractinia; Poritidae. The record is from the annotation of a GenBank genome assembly.
AUGGCCACAGCUUUUGCAAGUGGAUCCUGGACGCGAAUUCGUUGGUGUUGUCACCAAGGAGAUCGAAAAACACUCAUCAAACAUUCGAGGCGGGCGGGUGGAUAUUCACCGCGACCAGGCCAUCGUCCAAAAUUCAACCGCAUCCUUGCUGCGCGCCUGUUCAGGCACCAGUAUGCAGUCGAAAUGAGGCUGUCCGUGAGCCAAAGAUCUUCCGAAUGGGUGGUGUCACUUCCCGAUGUGGUACCACUCUGAACUGUGAAGUCACUCGGUUGACCGGCAAGAUGCCUGGUGAGGCCAUCAAAGAAAAGGCCGUUUAUUCCAAGCCUGCGACUUCUUGCGUCAGACUUGUUGGCGGGUGUGAAAACUGGAUCCCCUCCUCGGCGGUUGUUCGCUAUCUCUACCAACCUGGUGAACUUGAGGGCGGAAGGAAAAGAGCCUCACAUCCGAUCUGAAACUGUACGACAUCGAAAAAACCAUCACCAACCCCAAAUGAACCGAUUUUGUAUUAUUUGAAGAACGGCCCCAAGCGUGGCUUUGUUUGCGGGGAUCUUCUUGUCGUGCCUGCCGACACCGAGCUGCCGUCUCCCUCAUGGCAUCUCCCACAGCUCCUGGUCCCACUUCUUCACCUCCAUGUGACACUCUAUCGGCUCCGUCUGGAUGUCGUCCUCCAGAACCCUGCGUUUUUCAUAGUACGCGCUCAGCCCCAGCUUUUUGUGCUCAUAGGUGCACAUCACUCCUUUGUUUAUUCUCAACCCUCUGUUUGUGGCGGUAUCUACGUUCCCCUCCAGCGCUUCGUUGCACCGGUGCAAUUUGUUUUGUCGUUUUUGCAUCGCUUUUGAGGACGCUUUCAUCUUGGCUUUUUCGUCCUAUCCGUAAUAACUCUUGCUGCACAAGGCAAUCAUGCUAGUGCCCUCAAACUCGAGCUUAAACAUCCCGGGUUCGCGUUCAAUCCAUUUGGUCCAAGCAAACCAUUCUUUUUUUCCAUUUUUGAAACUCCUCCCGCAACUCCGGGCGCACUGCUUCUUUCAACGAAUCACAUGAUAACGCAAAAUACAAACUGUCAGUAUUUUGUUCAACCUUGCGCCUGUUUUCCGUGACUUUCUCCACAAACCGCUUAAAAGCCUUUUGAGGCACAUAGUCAACUGUUCUAUGCACCGCUCUGAUUUUCAAACCAUGGUCAAGAUACCAUUUCAACAGUGGGGCAUACAGCAGUAUUGUUUCUGCUGAAAGGGCGCCAACCAGAUUUGGUUGGUUGUGCAUGGGAAUUUGUGUGAACGGAUUCUAGUUUUGCCUGCCUCAUGCUUUCGACAAAAGACCAGGCUUGGUCGCCCGACGACCACUCCUUUGAGCAUUUUGUAGGCCUCCUUGCCUGAGGCAUACAACUCCGGGGCGUCUCUGUGGUUCAGUGUGCCCAGCAGCACAUUUUUCAUUGAAACCCCGGUAACGAUACCGCAUCUUUGAAAAUCUCGAUUCCCAGCCUUGUGUAAAACCCUUGCAUGGACUCCAGGGCUCCUAGAAAGGGCUCAACAUCCAGGUUGUUGUGAUACUUUAGCCAAUCGGCGAACGUUUUCAUUCCCCGCUCGCCGGAUUGACCAAGGAGGGUCAUAAAAUACUUCUUGAUUAGAUUCACAUCAUAGCGCCCCGAGUUGAAACCUAGACUUGAGAUUUGGAAACACUUUUGGUUAAUCAGCUUUUGUUGCUGCUCUAGCAUGAAAUCGAAAUCCUCCGGGAUGUAGCGCUGCAUGUCUUCGCGGAUCGCUUCACUCCUGCGUUCGAGUACUUCCCUUGCGGAUCUUUGCUGGCGAUAUGCUCUGGCUCUCUGUCUUCAGUAUCUCCUAGCGAAACAGACGCGGGCACUUACUCGUUUGGAAACAGCAGGUCUUUUGUUACCUGUUUGAGUUAAUUGCUUUUGUCCAGCCACGCGACGAAAUCGUAAACCAUGGCGUGCGGAAAGGUUUCCGUGUUCUUUUUUAAAUAAAUUGUGCUUUCAUGAAAAUCGUGCUCCCAACACUCAACCAAUUCAAAUCCCGCUUCAAGAAUCGCCUUUGUUCUUUCCAGGGCUCGUGCAUACUGCAUAACUCUUGUUAAUUUUUGUUUACUUGCUUGGUUUUUUCGAAAGCGACCAAUUUCUUUCGGGGUGUUGGAUAUCACUUGGGACAGCCAUACCAAUGACACCCGUGGAACUGGAACACCGUGUUUGUUUCCAGGCAAAAAUCAUUCACUCGAUAGCCAGCAAUGACCUUUUCCCCACCAUGGCCAGAAAUUUGCUGAUUAAUAUGCAUACCCCGCCGUCGGGCCUCGUGCUCCAUCCACCUUAACGCCUUUCCAGCAAAAGCCCUCUUCCCAUAAAACGCUCUUUGAUAUGCUGUUUCGGGUGACCAGUUUUUCUCUUCUCGGCACACCACUUUCGUGGCUCCUCUUGUUCAAACCUCUGCAUGUCGUCACAAGCUGCCAACUUGCGGACCUUGCGUAAAUCUAGCUUAACACUCGGCACAAGCAUAAUGGUUUGUCACUUUAUUAAGAUUUGUGGUUAGAAAAGCGUGGUGUUGGUAAAGACCAAUGUUCAUCUCGGGGGUUACAAGUCUAUUAAAACGCGAGGGAAAAUAGGUGCCGUCGUCGGUAACCUUUUAACGAGUAAGCCCCUGAUGAAAACGGUUUUUGAUCAAAGGGAAAUGUCCUUUGUGAAUUUGAUGCCCUCGAACUUGAUGUUAGCGAAAAAACGUUCGGCAAUCUCACGAGUUUGUCUUUUAUUGAAUCGUCGGUCCGUUGAUGAACAGCAAGACAUCUAAAAAUACAGAAAUCGUCGGGGUACGUAUCCAGCACCGACAAACCCUUUUUGUUUCGAGGCCAAUCGGGCAAACGUGCAAAGGAGCCUGAGGGUCUUCGAUAAUAUUUAUCUCAUCCACGAGGUGAUCCUCAAAAGCUCAUUUUGUGUAAGGGCGAUCUAUGUUUUCACCCGUGAGGCGGUUUUCUUCUUGCUCUUUCAACCAGUCUAGCGACCAACAUUUUGUCAAACCAGGGGCUUCUGAGGCUUUUUUUAUAAUAGGCCAUUGUGUCCCCCGUCCUGAUGCUUUGAAGCGGAUAGACAUAAUUGUGUUUGAUGGUAAAACUGUUUCUCUCAGUUUUCUCGAUCUCCUGAAACGCUUUCGUCUCAGGCAAGUUAAGGCACGGGUUGCAAGGCUAAAAAGACCCCCCACAGAGAAGGCAAAGAUCUUUUUAAUGACGCAGAAGAAUCCAGAAAAAGGGUUCCACAAUCAUAUAAUAAGAUAUAUCUCUCUAAAAUAGUUUUGGAAAAUUCAUCUCAAGCGGCACGUGACAUUCCUUCGACCAUGACGUCACAAAAUCUUUUUUCUCAAACGAUGCAAGGCUGUUAAACUUCAGGCUAAAAAGACUUGUCAUCAAAUUGUCAGCCAAACUGUCUGGAUUGUCAAUUGGCCUUGCUGGGUUGAUAAAAGUAUUUUUAUUGCGAGUUAUUAAAGUCUUUUAUAAGUCACGUAACCUGUUUUUCUAUAUUUCGUAAUCAUUGCUCUACUUAGGCAUACAUGCAGGGCUAUUUCCCAAUAUCCAGGCCAGGGGUAAAACACUGGUGCCUAAGAAUAUUUGCUGCUCUUUCAUUUCCUUUCCCCCGUUUGAAUUUGAACAUUUUGACCGUUGACGAUCAUUUGCAGGUCACGUGACUAAUAUUUCAACAAUGAAUAUGUCACAUAUUGUUAAGGCUACCGAGCUAAAACUGUUUACCAAGUUUCAUGACGACUGAUCAAAACAAUCCGUUUCAAAUGCCACGUCGCCAAAUUACGCAAAUUAUGAGGUGACCCAUGCCUUAACAUGCCUGAGGUCGCCAAAUUUUUGUUUACAUCAUUAAAAACCCGCCAUUUUGUGAAUCUUCUCCCCCUUUCCUCUUCGAACUCCCCGGCAAUUUCGGCAAUCAGGGUCUCAUGGCGAGGUGGAAGUGUUGCUUCUGCACGUCUUUCUAAAAUAUCAAUCCACUUGGUUGGCGCCCUUGCUUGUUCUUCGUCAUCAUCAAAAAGGUCUUGUGCCGCAAAAGGUGGGGUCUCACAAUGCCUCGAAUGAAAGGGAUCAAAUUUUUCCAACCCUCUUGCGGGUUUGGUUUUCGGAAAUUUUAUGGAUCUCGGGGGUCGUGUUGGCCGAUUCUCAAAAAAACAUACAAAUACGCUUUGACCGUCGUCGAUGUGGCCAGCCGUUUCAAAGAGGCUGAACUGUUGACCUCCAAAGAAUAGGCUGAGGUGUCAAGCACUUUUCAGAAAAUUUACAAACGCUGGCCUUUGAAAUGGCCACAGUUUUUGCAAGUGGAUCCUGGACGGGAAUUUGUGGGUGUUGUCACCAAGGAGAUCGAAAAACACUCAUCAAACAUUCGAGGUGGGCGGGUGGUUAUUCACCGAGACCAGGUUAUCGUCGAAAGAUUAAACCGCAUCCUUGCUGCGCGCCUGUUCAGGCACCAGUAUGCAGUCGAAAUGAGGCUGUCCGUGAGCCAAAGAUCUUCUGAA